CGUCGCUGCCUCCGUCCCAUCCCAGGGCCAGGAGUCACGGCUCUCUGGACUCGAGCUCUCCCCUCCUCCCGUUCAUGGCCGCCGCCAUGGGCACCAGCAUCGACGACGACCAGCAGCUGCAGGAGGCGCCGCCUAAGCCUCCCCCUCCUGGCGCGAAGGCGGAUCCCCCGGCGACGGUGGCCACCCACACGCGCACCAUCGGCAUCAUCCACCCUCCGCCCGACAUCCGCGUCAUCAUCGAAAAGGCCGCUACCUUCGUCGUCAAGAACGGGCCCGAGUUCGAGCGCCGCAUCAUCUCCCACAACCAUGGCAACGCCAAAUUCAACUUCCUCCAGCCCUCGGAUCCCUACCACGCCUACUACCAGCACCGCGUUUUCGAGAUAGGCGCUGCGCCGCCCGGCGCGGACGCCCCCUCGGGCGCCGAGACUGACGGGGAUCCCGCCGAAGCGCCAGCGUCGGCCCCGGCCGAUGGCGGCGCCGCCCUCGCACCUGCAGAUGGCGCCGCUGAGGGUAGGUUUAUAAAGAGAGGAGAAAAGCCCAAAUACGUACCAGGCUCACCUGCUCAAGGAACAGCAUGUCGGUUAAGUCCAAAAAAAUCCGGCCCAGAUAUACAUGUCGGUAUCGCACGAACCGACUCGAACCAAAUCCGGGGUCUCUGGAGUCUGGACUCGAGCUCUCCCCUCCUCCCGUUCCGAUCUAAACCUGCCGAAACCCUAACUCCCAUGGCUGCCGCCAUGGGCACCACCAUCCUGACCCUCCCCGCACCGGAGGGCAACGGCACUGGCGGCGGCGGCGGCGACGACCUGCAGCUGCAGGUGGCGUCGCCUAAGCCUCCCCCUCCCGGCGCGAAGGCGGAUCCCCCGGCGACGGUGGCCACUCACACGCGCACCAUCGGCAUCAUCCACCCUCCGCCCGACAUCCGCGUCAUCAUCGAGAAGACGGCUACCUUCGUCGCCAAGAACGGGCCCGAGUUCGAGCGCCGCAUCAUCUCCCACAACCAGGGCAACGCCAAAUUCAACUUCCUCCAGCCCUCGGAUCCCUACCACGCCUACUACCAGCACCGCGUCUCCGAGAUAGGCGCUGCGCCGCCCGGCGCGGACGGCCUCUUGGGCGCCGAGACUGACGGGGAUCCCGCCGAAGCGCCAGCGUCGGCCUCUGCCGACGGCGGCGCCGCCGUCGCACCUGCAGAUGGCGCCGCCGCGGACGCGAAGGCCGACCACUCCGCGCCCUUCCGCGUGGCGCCGCCGCCCAAGGUGCUGGUGCCACCCAAGGCGGAGCUGUACACGGUGCGGCUGCCCGAGGGUAUCACGGGGGAGGAGCUGGACAUCAUCAAGCUGACCGCCCAGUUUGUGGCGCGGAAUGGAAAGAACUUCCUGACGAGCCUGGCGCAGCGCGAGAGCAACAACAUGCAGUUCCACUUCAUCCGGCCCACGCACAGCAUGUUCCCCUUCUUUACGGCCCUCACAGAUGCCUACUCCAGGGUGCUGAGGCCAGCAGAGGGGGUGCCUGCGCUGCUAAAAGAGCUGAGGGAGGGGGCAAAGGACCUGACUACAGUGUUGGAGAGAUGCCUGAACCGGUUGGAGUGGGAUAGGUCGCAGGAGCAGGCAAGGCAGCAGGCAGAGGAUGAGGUUGAGCAGGAACGGAUGCAGAUGUCAAUGAUUGACUGGCAUGAUUUUGUUGUUGUGGAGACCAUUGAAUUUGCGGAUGAUGAGUAUGAGGGGCUUCCCGUGCCACUUACAUUGGAGGAGUUGAAGCGCCAGAAGAGGAUGGAGAACUUGGGAGAGGAGGAAGCGAUGGAUUUGGCUGAACCUGCUAAGGAGGUUGAGAUGGAAAUGGAUGAAGAGGAGAUGCAACUUGUCGAGGAAGGAAUGCGGGCAGCACAGCUUGAGGAGAAUGAUGGAGGAGCGCAAGUUAACGUGGCUGGUGAUGACGACGCGCCUAUGAGGAUUGUCAAGAACUAUAAGAGGCCUGAGGAGAGGAUUCCUGCGGAGAGAGACCCAACCAAAUUUGUUGUCUCGCCGAUAACUGGGGAGCUCAUUCCCAUCAGCGAGAUGGAGGAACACAUGCGCAUCUCACUCAUUGACCCUAAGUACAAGGAACAGAAAGAGAGGAUGUUGGCCAAGAUCAAGGAGACUACACUUGCACCUGAUGAUGAAAUUUCACGGAACAUUGUUGGCCUUGCUCGCACUCGCCCUGAUAUUUUUGGGACCACUGAGGAGGAGGUGUCUAACGCCGUCAAGGCAGAAAUUGAGAAGAAAAAGGAUGAGCAGCCAAAGCAGGUUAUUUGGGAUGGUCAUUCUGGUAGCAUUGGUCGCACUGCUACUCAUGCAUUAUCUCAGCCUCAGGGUGGCGAGGAACAGUUUGAUGCUUCAAAUGUUCCUGGUCCAGCUCCACUUGUCCGACCUGGCAUGCCAUUGCCCCGACCUCCUCAGCCACUUCCUCUUGUUAAUGUUCCUCGUUUUAUCGCUCCACCAGCACCAUACUCUCUUCAACCCCCAGGUCCUCAUAUGCCUGGAGUUCCACAGAUGAUGCCUCACAUGCAUCUGCCUCCACAGCAGAUACCUGGGCAGCCGCCGAUGGUUAGGAUGCCAGGUCAAAUGGUUCAUAUGCCGACCAACAUUCCACCGCCUCCUGGCCAAACUCAGUUUAUGCCUGGUCCACCACGCACGUUUGCUAUGCCCCCAUCAUCGCACAUGCCGCCCAUGGUCAAUCCCAUUGGAAUUCCUCAGCCUCCAGCACCGCCUCUGCCUCCGCAGCCUCCUGCUGAAGAGCAACCGCCUCCACCUGAUGAACCGGAACCUAAGAGGCCGAGAACAGAUGAUGCUUCUCUUAUCCCAGUGGAACAGUUCCUUGCUCAGCAUCCGGGUCCUGCUAGCAUCUCUGUAUCUGUACCCAACCUUGACGAAGGGAACUUGAGAGGCCAAGUUUUGCAGAUCCCUGUUCAAUCACUGUCAGACACAGUUGGUAGUCUGAAGGAGCAGAUAGCUGGAGAGUUGCAGCUCCCUGCUAAUAAGCAGAAGCUGAGUGUGAGGACUAGUUUCCUCAAAGACAACCUUACUCUUGCUUACUACAAUGUGGGUCCUGGAGUGGUGAUCAAUCUAACACUGAGAGAGCGUGGUGGGAGAAAGAAAUGAGUAAAUGAGUCUUUUGGUUCUCAAUGUAGUGUGGCAGGUUAAGCUUACAACUAUACAUCAGCAGCUAUCAUGGAGAACCUUUUUGCUGGAUCUUGCUGCUUUACCUUUCAUUUUAUUUUCUUUUGUAUGCUAAGUGCAAUCAUUUGUGUAAUGUGAACGGCGUACAUUCCUCUAUAUCUUGAUAUAGUUAAAUGCUGUGAGGGGUUCUGCCUAGUAUGUUACUUGAGGUUGCUACUGGAUACCUACAUGGCCACUUAAUGUUAAAUCGUAUGGCUGCUCUAGCUCUAGCUUCU
Messenger RNA from Sorghum bicolor (sorghum), 3427 nucleotides. Its product is annotated as probable splicing factor 3A subunit 1. The coding region runs from base 75 to 3134 and encodes 1019 amino acids. Gene Ontology annotation, molecular function: protein binding; RNA binding. Gene Ontology annotation, biological process: mRNA cis splicing, via spliceosome; regulation of alternative mRNA splicing, via spliceosome. The transcript is spliced from 3 exons. NCBI's taxonomy places the organism in Eukaryota, Viridiplantae, Streptophyta, Magnoliopsida, Poales, Poaceae. Gene Ontology annotation, cellular component: U2-type prespliceosome; U2 snRNP; catalytic step 2 spliceosome. The record is from RefSeq and is a predicted model, not a curated record.